GGCUGAAUGCACGCGACACCACCACCACCACCAGGGCUACCUGCUCCUGCAACACACGAGGAGGACGCAAGAGUGCACGCGCGUCCAUGCGCGCCAGUUUAACAAGGCAAUUAACGUCAAAAACUGCGAGUCAAAAGUGGAUUAGGGUUUGACCAAGUGAAGUCGGAAAGAACACAGCUUUUUUGCGAAAGACAAUACAGGUGAAAGCGUCAUGCAUCUUAACAGAGCAGAAGAUAACAAAGGCUCAGUGUCUCUCAGUGUAUUACUGGUAUCCAUUGCGCUGACAGUCUGUGCCGUUUGGCUCAUAGCUCUAUGUGGUGUCUGCAACUGGUGUCAACGUAAAUUGGGGAAGAGGAAUAAGCCUAGCAUGGAGGCGGCCAGCUCCCCAGAGUCUGUGAGGGGUCGAGGGGAGAAUAAAGCCAUCAACGAUUUAGACCGAGACUUCUGGAAUAACAACGACAGCAGCAAUGUACAGCAGAGGUGGAGCUCCUACCCGCCGAAGGAGUUCCUCUUAAACAUGUCUCCGUACGCCCCCUAUGGAGAUCCUCGCCUCACGCCCAACGGGGCAGUGGAUAAGGGGGGACAGGGAGGUGCUGGGCCCUCACCUGGGACCAGUGACAGCGGGGGCAUUGUUGGCUCAGGGGCCGGGGCUGGGCCCAGUCGCAGCGACAGCCUGCGCAGCAUGGUGAUGGGGGCUGGCAAAGCGGGGCGCUGGCAAGCUCUCCAGAGCCACAUGCACGCCGGAGGCCUGCGGUCUAGCAAUUUCGGGGACGCCUCCCUGUCCUCUGCCUCCACGCUGGAGCACAUCCCCUCCUCGGCUGUGGGCCGUCCCCGGCCCCUGGUGCGCCAGCAGAGCCUCCAGCAGCCCCUCACUCACCAGCCCCCGCCGGGCCCCAACGACCCCCCUGCCACCUCCCAGAGCCUGGGCCAGCUCCACACGGGGCCCGGCGGCGGGGGACACCGCGGGGGGCCGCGGGGGGUCCGGGGGAGCCCGGCCGGAGCUUCCCGGUACAGAGGGGCCGGGGCGGGCCGAUCCAGGUCCAACCCAGGCAGCUGGGACCAUGUGAUGGGGCAGAUCCGCAACAGAGGUCUGGAUGUCAAGUCCUUCCUGGAGGGGAAGAUGGUUGUUUUGUCUCUAGCGAUUGGACUGGCUGAACAGGAUGACUUUGCCAACCUCCCAGAUCUACAGGAAGCACCGGCAUGUCAAGAAAACCAAACCACACCAGAAAAGAGAACUCCGGGUAACAAGUCCGGCGUAAGCCCAAAGGGUCAGACCCCCGAAGACGCCGGACGGCGGCAUGGGCCCAGCCGCGACGCCAACUCCUCCGUCUCAGACCUCGCCAACUCUGUCACCAGCGACAUGCUCAUGCUGUCCCCCGGUUCCGAAGAGGACGACCACGAGGGUCCAGUCUGCGAGAAGCUGGGUCGGGUCCAGUUCAGCGUAGGCUACAGCUUCACGGACUCCACCCUCACCGUGAAGAUCCUCAAAGGCCAGGACCUUCCCGCCAAGGACUUCUCCGGCACGUCCGACCCCUUCGUCAAGCUCUACCUUCUGCCGGACAAGAAGCACAAGCUGGAGACCAAGGUCAAGAGGAAGAACCUCAACCCCCACUGGAACGAGACCUUCCUGUUUGAAGGGUUCCCCUAUGAUAAGGUGAUCCAGAGGACGCUAUAUCUCCAGGUGCUGGACUAUGACCGCUUCAGCAGGAACGAUCCCAUCGGAGAGGUGUCCGUUCCCCUGAACAAGCUGGACCUGGCCAACAUGCAGACCUUCUGGAAGGAGCUGAACCCAUGCAGCGAUGGCAGUGGGAGCAGAGGAGAUCUACUGGUGUCUCUAUGCUACAACCCCACCGCCAACAUCAUCACUGUGAGCAUCAUCAAAGCCCGUAACCUGAAAGCUAUGGACAUUGGAGGCACAUCUGACCCGUACGUGAAGCUGUGGUUGAUGCACAAGGACAAGCGCGUGGAGAAGAAGAAGACAGUGGUGAUGAAGCGUUGCCUGAACCCUGUCUUCAACGAGUCCUUCCCCUUCGACAUCCCCGCCCACGUGCUGAGGGAGACCACCAUCAUCAUCACCGUCAUGGACAAGGACAAGCUGAGUCGCAAUGAUGUCAUUGGCAAGAUUUAUCUGUCGUGGAAGAGCGGCCCAGCGGAGGUGAAACACUGGAAGGACAUGAUGGGUCGUCCUCGCGCCGCCGUGGCCCAGUGGCAUGCUCUCAAGGCCUGAGAGGAGGCCGCACCUGCCAAGCCCCCGGCCCCCUCCCCCCUCCACACCUCCACACCUCCACACCUCUCCACACCCGCCACAACCCCCCCCCCCCCCUCUGCUCAGAACCUAAUCCUCUGCACAUAUCUCCCCCCCUCCAACCCGCUGUCCUGCUGUGAGGGCCAUCUGUGUCCCGCUCUACCUGUCCUCAGUCAUCGCAGCCACUUAUCGCUCCAGCUCCUCUUUGUUCUGGUCCUAGUCCCAAACUAGUCCCCCAGCCUAACCCCUAAGCUUCUGGGAGCUUGUCUUUGAUUCCCCCCCUCUUGUCUUUAUAUCCUUAUGGUUCCCCCCCCCCCGGUAGCCCCGGGGGUAUGUUCGCUCUCUCUGAGCUCCGCCAGGGACUCUUUGAUCUCUCAACACCGCUGAGAUCCGGCUGAUGUUCCCGCCGUCAGCAGGGAGGUAGCGGGCUCAUGUUACAAACAUCACGAUGUGCGGGGACCGAUAUUGACCCCUUGCCGCCUGCCCGCGGAACACGUUUUAACCCCCUCCUCGAGCUCUACCGUGUGCAUUCCUGAAGUCCAUGACUUACUUUUCUCCGGCAAUCAAACUGCCCUGAUCUGUAUCUGAUCAACCCCCCACCCCCCCACCCCCCGUCUCUGAAAUGUAACCUGCUUUAUCGAGGAAGGCUGAACGCGUGCUGAGAGGCAGUGCAGACGUGUUGGGGACACUGCCAUGACACCCACAUGAGUUGUUGAGUUUCCUUUUUGUGUGACUCUCUUUUCCUUGACCCACUGUAAUUAUUCUCCCUUGGCUGGAACCUCCCGAUGUCUGUGCGUGCUGUGGGUGAUGUGUUGUAACCUAUUUUCCUAUUUUCUGGAAAGAAUAACCCCAAAUGAGAGGGAAAAAAGAUAGUGAUAAAUGUCGUCUUAUAGUUUCCUUUUGAAAAGAAUAAAAAAAAUCAACAUGUUCUUCCAGAGACAGAAAAUAAGCAAAAAGCCAGCUUCCAAAAUGUGUGUGUGUGUGUGUGUGUGUGUGUGUGUGUGUGUGUGUGUGUGUGUGUGUGUGUGUGUGUGUGUGUGUGUGUGUGUGUGUGUGUGUGUAUGCAAGUGUGUGUGUGUGUGUGUGUGUGUGUGUGUGUGUGCGUGUGUGUGCGUAUGCAAGUGUGUGUGUGUGUGUGUGUGCGUGUGUGUGUGUGUGUGUGUGUGUGUGUGUGUGUGUGUGUGUGUGUGUGUGUGUGUGUGUGUGUGUGUGUGUGUAAAAGUUUUGGGAGCUAACAUUGCUAAAGCACUUCUGUUACACCUCAUAAUACAGGUAAUGGGAAUACAUUUAUCGUAUACAUCUUGAAACUCGAGAGAAGAAAGAACUUGAACAGGGUUAUUCAUGUUGAAGUGAUUCACUUUGUUGUCCGUGCUGUGCUCAAUAAGGCAUACAUGAGGUUAGGGUAAGGGUAGGAUUAGUGUUGUAUGGAAAAAACGUUACGGGAUCUGCUUGCAUUGUACGAAGUGUCUACUAUCAGAUCCAUGCACCGAUAUUUUUAUUAUUAUAACUAACUAGUAUGUGAAUGACUGGGUGGUAAUUGGUCAAUAACAAUACCUGACAUGGCUAUGUUGGGUCUGAUUUGCAUUUCAAUCUCAACAAAACCUGUUUGAGACCUCUAUCAAGUCACAAACAUUAUUGCUGAUUGGCUCUUGGUCAACGUACAUUACAAGAGUAAUACGCUCCAAAAAACUGAAAUGUAUGCCAUUCCACUAUUUGUAUAGUAGUGUGUGUGUGUGUGUGUGUGUGUGUGUGUGUGUGUGUGUGUGUGUGUGUGUGUGUGUGUGUGUGUGUGUGUGUGUGUGGGGGGGGGGGGUUGUGUGUGUGUGUGUCUGCGAGUAUGUGUAUGUGUGAGUAAAUAGUUGUGAAUGUCCGUUUGUGUGCCUGUCUGUAAUAAGUGUUAAGUCUUUGUGUAAAUCUGCACUGAUAUCAGUUUUUGCCAGUUUUAUACAGAACAAUAUUGUUUAUUGUUUUGAUUCUGUAUGAAAUGAUACAGGUGUACAAAUAGAUAUGUUGAUAAUGUUCUUCUGCUUUCUUUUUCCUUUGUCACUGAAUCAAUGUUGACCGCAGUGGAGCGGGAACACACCUGUCUAAAUAGCAGUGUUGACUUCCUGUUUCCUGGCUUCAGAGAGAUGUUUUCUUUUCGGGAGAGGGAUAAAAUGAAGUGUAAAGCUGUAAAGACAGAGUGCCACAAGGAGCUUUACAAACAAACUCAUGAAUCGUAAUUCUAUUCUAUAUUUCAUGUUCUUUUGACCUUCAGCAUGGCCGGAAUUUGUAUGCUAAUUUGUUUAUUUUUGUGUUCGUUUUGCUCUCAAGUUCCCUGACACCAUGAUAGUGAAAGUAGACUUGGCUUAGCAUCUUAGCUGAUGCAAGCUUCUCAACCCCCCCCCCCCCCCCCCCCCCCCCCCAUACUUUUUUGGCACAAAGUGUUCUGAGUGCCUUAUGACCUGUUGGCAGCCAUAUGCUCCCUCUCCCUGACUCUGUCACGAGGACGAGGUGAGACAGAAGGUGAUCAUUACCUACUUUUGCAGCAUUGUUAUCAUGAGCUGUGACUCAGGUCCCGACCCAAGCACCAGAGUAUCCCAUAAUAACCACGGGCACAGCGUCAAGUCUUCUCUGCCCUGCUGGUCCCGUGCUCAAACGUGUGGCUUCCCUCUGUGUGCCCAGCAGAUAUUGUUACAUUCCAAACCUGCCAUGUAAGAUUCUGGUAGUAUAUGCCACUUUAACAAAGUCAAAACAACAGGGUUUAUUGCUUUACCUGCCUUUGAAAAACCUGCAGAUCGUCAUAGAUCGUCACACAGGCAUUCAAAUUCAGACAUGGCAUCUAGGGCAUUCUCUGUAUAGGGAGCUGCUUAAAACACAGGAAGGUUAACCAGAGAGUGAUGCAUCCUAAUUCCAAUAGUAAAAAAAUGGGGAAGUGUACUGUAUGUAAAGUAUUAACUGGGGAAGUGUAUCUGUGUGUCCUUGGUAUCUCUCAGUCCCCUCUCUCUCUUUUCUUUUUGUAGUCACAUCAGUGGGGCGCACAAUGUUAUAUAUCAACCAUUUAUUUUUGGAAACAUGUACAGUGUAUAUAGAUAUAUAAAUGUGUAUAUAAAAACGAAGACACUCC
This is a messenger RNA of Gadus macrocephalus (Pacific cod), 5351 nucleotides long. RefSeq names its product synaptotagmin VIIb (gene syt7b). Lineage: Eukaryota; Metazoa; Chordata; Actinopteri; Gadiformes; Gadidae. The record is from RefSeq and is a predicted model, not a curated record. Gene Ontology annotation, biological process: cellular response to calcium ion; vesicle fusion; calcium-ion regulated exocytosis. The transcript is spliced from 13 exons. Gene Ontology annotation, cellular component: synaptic vesicle; axon; synapse. Gene Ontology annotation, molecular function: SNARE binding; calcium ion binding; clathrin binding. The coding region runs from base 212 to 2227 and encodes 671 amino acids.